AAGACGGCUCUGCACUUGUGAAAAGUCCCAGUUCCGGAGAUGGGAGUCUGGGCAGGCCAAUCCUUCAAGUAAACGGAUCCCAAGCUAGUGAGGGCUUUGUAUACUAAUAGUUGCCCCUCUAAUGUGGCUGAGUAACAAACCAGAAGUGUAGACUGAAAUGCUGUUUGAUGGUGUUGAGGGGAAGGAUGUAGAGAAACAAGCCUCUCCCUCUUCCUGUUACUGAAGGAAUCUCUGUGAAAAACAAGACCUAUCAUUGGGUAUGUUUUUGCUAGAAUGAACUUAGUUGAACAUUGAGGAAGUGAGCUUCCCCCUGCCUCCGCCAUGAAACCUCAAAUCGGCCUGUUUCCUGUUUCUGUGAGAAAAAACACAUAAAGCUGUAAGUAAGUUUCAAAUGGAAGCGAGCGUGCAGAUAGAGAUAUCUGCUCUGCCUGCACCUAACUUGCUUCACCCCAAAAACGAACGGGCGUGGACAAUGAAGUCCCCUCUCCACAGAGUCCUGGUGUUGCAUCUGAUGGGAAUCUUCACAGGAGACAAUCUGGUCUCCCAUAGCUCCAGCCCAAGACAAGACCGUUUUUUAGGUAACGAGUUAACGCUUGACAUGGCCCUGGAUUCCUUCGAUGACCAAUACGAGGGCUGUGAACAGACGAUGGAGAAGGAGAUUGCACGGCUAAACCAAACCGAGCUCCUCAAAAACAAAAUUUAUGCCAAAGCCUGGAAAUUAGCAGCCAACUCGAGGGAUGAUAGUAACUGGCCCAGAAACCUCAAGCCAGAGUACGCUGCAGCAAUCAUGGCUUAUACCUUUGAAGAACCCAAGUUGUAUUCUGAUUUCAACGCAGCUGUAAGAAGAGCUGGGGAAUCCAAGGAACAUUACCGGAAUAAUUUCAACUUCAAGACCUUCCACUUUCUCCUGACCAGAGCCCUUCAGGACCUGAGGACCUCCAACACCCCCAGCCCCCCCUGCUACAAGGUGUUUCGAGGGGUCAGCAAUAUCCACUUCAGCGCUACUGUUAAGGAUAUGGUCCGUUUUGGGCAAUUCACGUCCUCAUCACGGCAAGAGGGGAUUGCCCAUGGUUUUGCUGCAGAUCCUGAAUCAAGAGUUGGGCAGCCUUUAGCCAAAACCAUCUUUGAGAUUUACACUUGUCAUGGGGUUCUCAUCAGAGAAUUUUCUGACAUGCCCGUUGAAGACGAGGUUCUGAUCCCACCCUAUGAGCAGUUCAGGGUUGUAAGUUCCAGAAAGGAUGCGGAUGGUGCAACCCGCAUACAGCUCCGCUCUGUUGGGAAAUUCAGCAAAUACAAUUGUGCAUAUGCAAGUGGUAAGAACCCAAGCAAUUACUCCUGGGAUCAGAGAAUAGCCAAGUUUCUUUCUUUCUUUCUUUCUUUCUUUCUUUCUUUCUUUCUUUCUUUCUUAAAGGUUGUUUUUAGAGGGCUAACGGUGCCCUAUAUCUGGGAUGGGGACCCUCAGGCCCAGGAGCUGAAGGAAGAUGCCUCAGAACUCUCCCUUGGCCACAGCCCUUUGCCUCCUGGGCUCCACUCCUUGCUGGCUCAGCUCUGCAGCCUCCUCAUGUACUUUUCGCGGUGUGGAAUGUGUGGGAACUAUGAGGACGGUGCUGUGGGCCAAGGGUCACCCAAUGUUUUGGACCAGUGGGAACACUUCGAAUUCUGA
Podarcis muralis (Common wall lizard) is the source of this 1663-nucleotide messenger RNA. Lineage: Eukaryota; Metazoa; Chordata; Lepidosauria; Squamata; Lacertidae. The record is from RefSeq and is a predicted model, not a curated record.